AUGUCCACAAUUUCUGAACUCUACAACAAGAAGUGUCUUUAUGUUGGAUGUAGUCAGAACAAUCUUGGCUAUAGUUUUGUAGUCAGAAGAACUGCUCAACGUCAUAACAAAAGGGCAAGACUAAAUGUCAUAAGAUGUGAAAGGGACAUGUUUAUCCAAAGAAAUAUGAUGGAGGUCAAUGAUAAAUCUAUCUUAACUCAUCAACUCAGGGCCCUGAAAGAAUUGUACACUCAGACAUACUCAUCUGUUUGGGAAGUAGCUUCAAUGUCUGACACUGAAGAUGUUUAUAUUACUAAUGACGCAAUCAGCAAUGGUGACAAUGAUGAUAGUGGAAGCAACAGCAAUGAAAUCAGUGAAGAGAAAAGCGAAGAAGAUAUUAUUGAGCUUGACAACAAUGAAUUGAAUGACCCUUUUGCCACCUCUGAUAUGCCCAAGAACCCAGUGCACAGGUUCAUUGCUACUUUUGUGUUUAUGUUUGCUUCCCAAUAUGUGGUUGACAAGGGCACUAUUGUCUUGAUCAAGUUCAUUAACAGACUCUUAACAAUUUACAAGCAGAAUUUCCAACUGCCCUUGAGCCUUCCUGGUCUUCAAUGCAUGACAGAUUUCUCAGUCAUAACCAAAAGCAUAAAGAAAUUUGUUGUGUGUCAGGAUUGUCACAAGGUGUACAAAGAAAAUGUAUCUGUUCUGUCCCAUUGCGAUUUUGUAAAGCUUGCUGAAGAUGGUAGAUACGAUGUGUGCAUAUACAAUGGUGCCAUGUGGAAGGAACUCAAAAACAAAGAUGGCAUGCAAUUUACAAAGGAGUCACCUGGUGUCAUAUACCUGAUAGUAAAUAAUCUGCCUUGCAAUGAAAGAUACAAACCAGAGAACAUGCUUCUUGUAGAACUGAUGCUUGGUCUGAAGGAACCCAAAGACAAAGAAAUAAAACAUUAUCUCCGGCUUAUGGUAGAUGAUCUGAUGAGAUUUUAUAAGGGACUGGAAAUCCCAACUUUCGAGUGUCCUGGUAGUGUCUACGUCUAA
Phycomyces blakesleeanus NRRL 1555(-) is the source of this 1017-nucleotide messenger RNA. RefSeq lists its product as hypothetical. Bases 1 to 1017 code for a protein of 338 amino acids. The record is from RefSeq and is a predicted model, not a curated record. The transcript is spliced from 6 exons. Lineage: Eukaryota; Fungi; Mucoromycota; Mucoromycetes; Mucorales; Phycomycetaceae.